Messenger RNA from Brassica napus (rape), 1761 nucleotides. RefSeq lists its product as uncharacterized. The record is from RefSeq and is a predicted model, not a curated record. NCBI's taxonomy places the organism in Eukaryota, Viridiplantae, Streptophyta, Magnoliopsida, Brassicales, Brassicaceae. The coding region runs from base 1 to 1761 and encodes 586 amino acids. The transcript has 3 exons.
AUGGCACAUACAUACUCCAGAUCCGAAAAAGGCAAGUGGGUUGCUGACCCUACGAGAACAGAGCGUAGAAGGCCAGUCCAGAUACCUCGAAGUGACAACUCAGCACUUAUUGAAGACAACAAACUCACUCUGAUAGGGAGAGUGACAAACCCAGCAGUUCAGAAGACACAAUGGGUGGUUGACUGGCUCAUCCAGUACUGGAGCGUGGAAGGAGAAUUAACCGGCAAAGAGUUAGGACCAGAACUCUUUCAGAUCCGCUUCACCUCAGAAGAAGCCCUUCAAACGGUACUGAAGAAAGAGAUAGAGACCAGAGGUAUCAAGGGGAACAUCAAGGUGAUCGAGGUCGUCUUCCGGUCAGGGACCAAUCCUCCCAUCACAGCUACCCAUCACACCACCGUUCUCCAACCAGGAGAGCUUUUUUCCCCUUCUCAUAGAAGUAGGGAGGAUCGAAGAAAUAUUCCAAUGAGUCAGAAAUCUCAAAGCUCAAGAACACCUCCACCAAGACCUCCCAGAGAGGAAAUGAUAUUACCGGUGGCUCCGGAACAAGGUGAAGUGAUCAGUCGUUCUCGUGAAAGAAUCUCGGCGCUAGCGAGAAUAGAAGAAGGCAACAACCACUCCUCAGGUAGAAUCCCAGCCUUGGAAAGACUCGAACCUCCCGUAGAGAACAAUAAUCCCUCUGCUGGCAGGGUCUCUGCUUUGGAAAGAAUAGAAGCCCCUGCACAAGAACCACAAAGAGCAACAGGUCUCUCUACCUCUCUCCUUGCAAGACUCCAAGAUGUGGAAGUGCGAUAUGCUGACGAAGAACACCAAAGCCCGCAUGUAGCUGAAGGCUCAGCAAGGCAGCCUCUGAACCUCUUAAGCCCGGCAGUUCAGACUGAAAGUAUGAGGACUCCUGCGGCCCUGAGAUUGGGUCCCGACUCGGAAACGCGCAAAAGAAGCAACCCCCCAAGAGCUUCAAGGAAGAAGACUGGCCAACCAGUACAACCAGCUAAAAGGAAAGGUCCAGCUAAAAUAACUGGUACUUCCAGAACUCGGGGGAAUAGAAGCCCUAUCCAAGGAGCCAGAGCAUCUAAACAGCUCACAGCAAGAGUGAUGCCACUGGCUCGAAAGAAAUUACGUGUGGACAUGAACGAUCAGAGUCAAGAGUUACCUUUUAAUAAGGAUGAUGAUACACCGGCAGUGGUGCGUGGAGUAGGAACAAGCAGAGGUUUAGGAGGAGACCUGACAGUUCCUAGAAUUCGGGAGCUGAAGCGUGUUCAAGCCCCGGAUAUUUUGUAUCUAAUGGAGACUAAGAAUCAAACAGCUUUUGUACUCUCAAAACUUCAAUCUCCCGAAUAUAAUCAACACUUCAUAGUACCACCCUUGGGGCUUAGUGGAGGUCUUUCCCUCUUGUGGAAGAAUGAAGUUAAUCUUUCAGUGCUUAGUUCAUCCUCCAACUACAUUGAUACGCAGAUUAGCUACAAAAAUAAAACUUUCUACAUGACCUUUAUAUAUGGGGCCCCUCAGCAGGAGAAUAGAGUGAAGUUUUGGGAGGAGAUCUCGCUUAUGGGCCAAGGAAGAGAGGAGGCUUGGGCCAUUACUAGAGACUUUAAUGAUAUCCCUGACAACUCAGAGAAGGAAGGAGGCCCAACAAGAUGUGAAGGAUCUUUUAUCCCGUUUCGAAGCUUUGUGUCUACAAAUGGACUUUGGGAUGUGAAACACACAAGUAACCAAUUAUCCUGGAGAGGCGCCGGCACACCCAUGAUAUCAAAUCACUGUUAG